AUGCGUCUUGUAUGUUUACUCGGAUUCACCAUCGCCCCCGCGCUUGCGGCCUGUCCCUAUGCCCAAGAUGCAGGUGUUCAUGUCGGCAGCAGCGCAAAUCCCCACGCCAAUUUGGCUCGCGACACCAUUCCAACCGGAGAAACGCCGGCUGUUGGCUCCGCUACGGCCUCUUCCGCGGCUGGAAAAAAGGGUGUGAUGUUGAUGAACCGAAUCUCCCCGGCCAAAUCCAAAUUGUACAUUGCCAAUGCAGACGGAACCAAUGAGCGACCCUUGUUGAAGAAUCCCGUCUAUGAAUACCACGCCGAUUUUUCUCCUGAUGCCCAAUGGAUUAGCUUCACCAGUGAGCGCAACGGUGAUGGAAACUCCGAUAUCUGGCGUGUGCGCCCAGAUGGGUCGGACUUACAGCCAAUCGUGACAUCUCCAGCAGUCGAAGACAGUGCUGUGAUCUCACCCAAUGGGACAUUGGUAGCCUAUGUUUCGACAGCCAACAACUUCGAGGCCAAUAUCUGGAUCAAGGACCUGGACACUGGUACCGAAUGGAAUAUUACCGAUACUCCAGCGAAUAGGGCAGAUCCAGAUAUGAUGCAUGGGAACUUCCGUCCUGCUUGGUCACCGGACGGAGAGUGGAUUGCAUUUUCCUCAGACCGCAACACCAUCUGGGAUGGCCAUGGACGGCCUAGCUUUAACGGCCUCGCCGGCUGGGAACACACUCAAGAGCUCGCCAUUUAUGUCAUUCGUCCUGAUGGCUCAGACCUUCGUCUUGUUACAAACCGGACUCGCUAUUCUCUUGGAUCGCCGAAGUGGUCACCCGAUGAGGAGCGGCUUGUAUUCUACGAGAUGACUCGUAAUGCCACAUACGAUGCACACCGUCCUGAGUCCUUGGCCAAUACAAGCUCCGCUAUCGUUUCGAUUAGACUUGACGGCACCGACCGUCGCGUGGAGGUUGAUGGUCCUAAUGUGAAGACAUUUCCACAAUAUGUGACAAACACCACAAUUGGAUAUCAUGUGAAAGGCGGCCAAAAUGACGGCUUGUAUCACACUGACGGCACCUGCUACACAGCCGAUAUCCGCUCACCCUCAUGGUCGCCAGACGGGAAGCUUGUAGUAUACGAGAAGGUUGACUGGUCAGUUCGUCCCCUUUAUAAGAAGUUAUAUAGCUGGGACAACGACUGGGAUUACAGGUUCACCUAUGUAUUCCCCCAGCUCUCGUCAGAUGAGCUCAUUGCUGUCACCCACAGGCAGCAUGGUGACGCUUCGAUACUCACUUUUGACACUAAUGGCAAUGAGGUUUUGUCAGUAUACAGCUCAAGCGACAGCGACCUCAUCUAUCGCGCGUCAGCCACGCACAACGAGCGUGGGGCAUAUUACCCAAGUUGGUCCCCGGAUGGCGACUGGAUUGCGUUUGGAGUCGGCUCGUGGUUUGACGAGCGUGAUGUGCACGGAGGCUGGAUUAUGCGAUCCACCGCCAACGGAAGCUACACGGAGGUGCUUGUUGAUAGUCAGCUGAAUCUUACGGAUGGAGGCAAGCUCAAUAGUGGGUUUCCCAGUUUCUCCCCGGAUGGCAAGAAGCUCGUCUAUCGCGUCUGGGGACCCAACACGCUCAUGCACAAUGACGGGACAGAAAUUGGGUUACGCAUACUCGACCUGGAGACCCGGAAGAUCACCCAGCUUACCAGCAGUUGGGAUAACCUACCGUCUUUUUCGCAAGAUGGAAAGCUCAUCCUCUUUACCCGCAAGAUUAACCCGACAAAUUAUGACAUCUGCACCAUCCGCGCUGACGGCACGGAUCUCCGCGUCCUGACCACCAGCGGUGCUAAUGAUGCGCACGCUGUUUGGCGCCAGGACGGAAAGAUCAUGUGGUCCUCGGGAAUGUACGGCUUCAGGUGUGAGUGCGCUCUGUACGACCGGACCUUCCAGCCCUAUGGUCAGAUUAUGAUUAUGGACCCUGAUGGAUCCAAUAAGCGUCCUUUGACAAACUCCAUUUGGGAGGAUUCGAUGCCGUUGUUCCUUACAAGGGAUGGGUUUUAA
Penicillium bovifimosum is the source of this 2028-nucleotide messenger RNA. RefSeq names its product TolB family protein. The record is from RefSeq and is a predicted model, not a curated record. Lineage: Eukaryota; Fungi; Ascomycota; Eurotiomycetes; Eurotiales; Aspergillaceae. The coding region runs from base 1 to 2028 and encodes 675 amino acids. The transcript has a single exon.